CCCAUAGACUCACACAGAGACGCAUAGACUCACCACACAUAGACCCACAGACUCACUCACAAAGAGACCCACAGACUCAUCACACAGAGAUCCAUACACUCACUCACACAGAGACUCAUAGACUCACUCACACAGAGACCCAUAGACUCACUCACACAAAGACCCAUAGACUAACUCAGAGACCCAUAGACUCACCACACAGAGACCCACAGACUCACUCACACAGAGACCCACAGACUCACCACACAGAGACCCACAGACUCACUCACACAGAGACCCACAGACUCAUCACACAGAGAUCCAUACACUCACUCACACAGAGACUCAUAGACUCACUCACACAGAGACCCAUAGACUCACUCACACAAAGACCCAUAGACUCACACAGAGACCCAUAGACUCACCACACAGAGACCCACAGACUCACUCACACAGAGACCCACAGACUCAUCACACAGAGAUCCAUACACUCACUCACACAGAGACUCAUAGACUCACUCACACAGAGACCCAUAGACUCACUCACACAGAGACCCAUAGACUCACUCACACAGAGACCCAUAGACUCACUCACACAGAGAUCCAUACACUCACUCACACAGAGACUCAUAGACUCACUCACACAGAGACCCAUAGAUUAACUCACACAGAGACCCAUUGAGACUCACACAGAAGUUGGAAUCGAUAAUCGAUUCCGGAGCCCACUUUUCCUCAAGCGAAUCGGUAAUCGAUUCUCGCCCUACGACUUUCCCACCCAUCCGUCGCAAGCCGUUCCCGGUUGGCACGUGAAGGCUUUAGCAAAACUCCGUGCAUCGCAGGGAUUCCGGAUAUCGGGGAGUCGGCGUUCAAGUCAUCCGGAUAUCGGGGGUGGGGUGGGGGGAGGAGCAUUUCACUCAUCCGCCGUCCCCUGACUCCACUGAACCGUGCAGCCUUAAGAGACCGUAGGAGCAAGUGCUGUUAGAUAGCACCAACGUUCUCUGCAAACACACACGGACGCACAAACACACGUACGCACACGCUCACGUGCAAAGACAAGCCCACCCGCGUACGCACGCGUACACAAGUACACACACGCACGCAAACGCACAAUCAACAACAACAACCGCCAUUCGCCACUAAGUGGCGGUGACGUCACCACGACGCUUUUCCCAGGCCAUGUGCACCUUGAGGCCAUGUGAAGUGUCGAAAGCCCGCUGGCAGGAGGUCACGGGGCAGACCCAGCAGGUGCCACGGGUCGACUGACCGAGAUGACCGAGAUGACUGGCUGAUGCACCACCUGUGCCCCCUACUGUACCAACUUGCGCUUUAGCAACCCGGCGCUCCGCUCGUUGUUGUGAGCGUCGCUCCUCCGCCCUCCGUUGUUGCUGGAGGGCGACUGCCUCCAACUGCCCAGUAGCAGCGUCCUUCACGAGCCUCCUCCACAGAGGCCGAUCUUGACACCGCUGGUACCGGUCAUCGGCAAGUCCACUCAGUUCCACGUCCUCCUGUACCACAUCACUCCAAACACACGCGCGCACACAAACACUCACACACGUACCCAAGGACGCACACACGCACACACGGACCCAAGUACGCACACACGCACGCACGCACGCAGCCACCCCGGGGCCCCGCAUGGCUGCCAGGGUGUGCUCCCCGUGCCUCUCGGCCGUGGCGGGCCGUGGUUGGGCCUUGCUGACUCUGCGUGCCGCCCCCCUCGGCGUGCCCCACAAGGCCCUGUGCGAGACGGCGAAGGCCCGGGGCCAGAGGCACAGGCGGGAGAGGAGGCAGAUGACGGAGAAGCAGCUGGCGCGCUGGUUUGUGGACGAGCGAGUGGUGCAAGUCUCGGGGGGCCGCGGGGGCGACGGGAUGUGCGCCUUCCACAGCGAGCCUCGCAAGGAGUUUGGGGGUCCCGACGGUGGCAACGGGGGAAGGGGGGGCGACGUCAUCAUGGUCGCGGACAGAAUGGUUCGCUCCCUGUCUGGGGUGUCCCGUCUCUACCGCGGACACGAUGGGACUUCGGGUGGCUCGGACAAAUGCUUCGGACGCAACGGCAAAGACAAAUUCCUCCACGUGCCGGUGGGCACGGUGGUACGUGAGGCGGGCUCCUUGGUGGCCGACCUCAGCGAGCAGGGCGAGGAGGUGGUGGUGGCGCGGGGGGGGGUCGGGGGGCGCGGCAACCACAGCUUCCUCACCAACGACAACCGGGCACCCACCACCACGGAGAAGGGAACGGAGGGAGAAGAGAGGACCCUGAAACUGGAAAUCAGAACCAUGGCUCACUUUGGCCUGGUGGGUUUCCCGAAUGCUGGGAAGUCGUCCCUGCUGAGGGCGCUGACCAACGCUCGCCCGGCCGUGGGCGACUACCCCUUCACCACGCUCCACCCGCACGUCGGCAUCGUGGAAUACCGCGACUACACGCAGAUCGCCGUGGCCGACAUCCCCGGCAUCGUGGUGGGUGCGCACGCGGGACGCGGCCUGGGCCUCUCCUUCCUGCGCCACGUGGAGCGUUGCCGCGCGCUGCUCUACGUCGUGGACCUGUGCGGCGCCGCCGCCCCCGCCCGCCGCCUCUCCGAGCUGCGGCGCGAGCUGCUCCUCCACGACCCCUGGCUGGCGCUGGCGCCGCACGCCGUCGUAGGCGCCAAGCUCGACCUGCCGGGGGCACGGGAGGCGCUGGCGCGGCUACGCGACGAGCUGGCGGCGGCGGCGGAGGAGGGCGGUGGCGUAGGAACGGAAGCCGCCGCCGUGGUCGUCCUCGGCGUGUCGGCGAAGACCGGCGAGAACGUGGGGAGCCUGGCGGCGCUGCUGAGGCGGGAGUUUGACGGCGCGGAGGAGAAGGAGGAGUAGCGGCAGGGGUGGGUGGGCACGCCGCGUGGACAUGACGACACCCACCCCCCCACCCCCACCACCCCCGUGUAGCUGUAACAGGCUGUAGGGGCAAGUGCUGUUAGCGAGUAGCAGCUGUGAAGGUCGGCACUGUGGCACGCGAGGGGGGUGGGUGGUCAGCACCACGCCCCGGUCGCCUUUGUCUCCCCAGUGCCGAUGUUUACUACACGCCGCACGCACACCUACGCACGCACACCUACGCACGCACACCUACGCACGCACACCUACGCACGCACACCUACGCAUGCACACCUACGCACGCACACC
Molecule: messenger RNA, 3132 nt
Organism: Lethenteron reissneri (Far Eastern brook lamprey)
Lineage: Eukaryota; Metazoa; Chordata; Hyperoartia; Petromyzontiformes; Petromyzontidae
Product: mitochondrial ribosome-associated GTPase 2-like
Cellular component (GO): mitochondrion
Molecular function (GO): GTP binding; GTPase activity; magnesium ion binding
Source: RefSeq, a predicted model, not a curated record